Messenger RNA from Spea bombifrons (plains spadefoot toad), 1871 nucleotides. It is a transcript of the gene PRKAG1, whose product is annotated as protein kinase AMP-activated non-catalytic subunit gamma 1. The record is from RefSeq and is a predicted model, not a curated record. Lineage: Eukaryota; Metazoa; Chordata; Amphibia; Anura; Pelobatidae. The transcript is spliced from 13 exons. The coding region runs from base 117 to 1127 and encodes 336 amino acids.
GAUUACCGGAACAAAGCGAGACUUUCUGCAGGUCGUGACGUUGUUUAGGGCGGAAAUAUAUACCGGGCGAGGGCGGAAGUGAAUGGCUACCUAGUGUUUCCAUUGAAAGAGCAGCCAUGGAACCGGGAUCUGUUUUGAUUGAAACAAAUGUCGAGGAGAGAUGUUUGGCGAACCCAGAAGUGAUAGAGUCAGACAGUGGAGUUUACACCCGAUUUAUGAAGAACCACAAAUGUUACGAUCUCAUCCCUAUCAGUUCCAAAUUGGUUGUGUUCGACACUUCCUUGCAGGUAAAGAAAGCCUUCUUUGCUCUUGUGAGCAAUGGAGUGAGAGCCGCUCCUCUUUGGGACUGCAAGAAACAAAGCUUUGUAGGCAUGCUGACCAUCACAGACUUCAUUAAUAUCCUCCAUCGCUACUACAAAUCUUCCAUGGUGCAGAUUUAUGAGCUGGAAGAGCACAAGAUUGAAACAUGGAGAGAAGUGUAUUUACAAGAUUCAUUUAAGCCUCUGGUCAGCAUAUCUCCCAAUGCCAGUUUAUUUGAUGCAGUGUCAUCGCUGAUUAAGAAUCGUAUUCACCGUUUGCCGGUCAUCUCUCCAGAGUCUGGAAAUACCUUGUACAUCUUAACACACAAGCGGAUCCUUAAGUUCCUCAAGCUUUUUAUGUCUGAGCUGGAGAAACCUGCCUUUGUAAAUAAAACCUUAAAAGAGCUGCGUAUUGGAACGUAUGACAAUAUUGCUCUAGUUCAUCCCAACACUCCAGUCUAUGUUGCAUUGGGUAUCUUUGUUCAGCGGCGUGUAUCUGCUUUGCCUGUUGUUGAUGAAUCUGGGCGUGUGGUUGAUAUUUAUUCCAAGUUUGAUGUCAUUAAUUUGGCAGCUGAGAAGACCUAUAAUAAUUUGGAUAUAACCGUGACGAAAGCUCUGGGGCAUCGUUCUCAUUACUUUGAAGGUGUGCUGAAAUGCUACCAGCAUGAAACUUUGGAAACCAUCAUCAACCGCCUAGUAGAGGCAGAGGUGCAUAGGCUGGUUGUGGUGGAUGGGAAUGAUGUAGCAAAAGGAAUUGUUUCCCUUUCCGACAUUUUGCAGUGUCUGGUGCUGACGGCUGGAGGUGAAAGAAGUCUUGAAUCUUUGUGAGCCUCACAAGAGAACUUUAAAACCUCCACAAUAUUCAUGCAGCACUGAGUCAUAAAGACAGAAUAUAACCACAGUUUAGCAAUGUAUGAUUAAUGCUAUGUUAUAUUGUAAAAAAGAUCCCAAACUGUGCAAUACAUACAUCUAUUAUAAAUGAAUUAUUAUUCAGCAAUAUAUUAACCUCCUCCAGGGGAGAUCAGUAUCAGAAGCCCGCCAAGGUCCAGGUUACUGUUUACUACGGCCUUUGUGGCAUCAUUGGCUAGCAGUGUUUCAUUGCAGGUUACAGCAUAAAUUAAGAUAAUGGAAUAUAGUGGAGUAAGAUUUUCUAUACUUCACCUAAUUGUCUACUUGAGUGUUGACAAAAUCUCAUGUGUCUCUUUUCACUAAUGUCACAAAGCCAAAGGCUUGCUGCAUGGUUAAACUUUAGGCUCUGAGAGAUAUAUCAUUUCCCACAAUGCUUUGUGGGAGGCUGUUUUUUUUUGUUUUAGCUGGGCUGACUGAAGUAUCACAUGUCACUUUCUGAGAUCCAUUUUUUAUUUCCACGGAAUGUGUAUAAGAUCUUGAUGUAGCUAUAACUUUGGAGUCAGUUCGACUUCCAUUUCUUUAAACCAAAAAGCAGAACCCCUUUCCUUCACACAAAGUAGCGUGCUCAGGAGUUUUACUAAUUAGAUAAAUUUCCUAUGCAUCCAUCCAAGGGCAUGGUGUCCAACUAAUUGUAUAAAAUGAAUAAACAUUUCACUUUUCUUA